AACAGGACAGCCUAAUCGCAAUCGGGAAAUGACUGAGAUUCCCUUUCCUUGAGUGAAGUUGCUUAAAAUUAGCAGCCAAAAAAAGGAAUCAACCACACCUCAAUUUCCGUACAGAUUUUCCGCUUUCUCCCUUCCUCUUUCCUUUCUUCCCUACACCAUUUCCAAAUUCCUUUGGUUGUAUAUAACUAGCAAAUAAACUAUAUCUUAAUCUUCACAGUUCUCCCUUGCGUCAGCACAUGUGUUCAGCUCUAUCCAUUAGCAGACUCUUUACAUAUCCACUGCCCGACUGUUAAUUUUUUUCGGGAAAAGAAUAUUGUCGAAUUUCAUCCAAUAAUCCAAACCGGUCGCGAAUUUAGCUUUUAGAAGUUGGGCCGUCGACAAAAUUUGAACUUGAUGGCUGCGAGUGCGAAUCCAUCUGCUGGUGGUGGUGGUGGUCAGAAUAAUGGUAAUAGCAACAGCAAUCACAGCAAUAAUAACGGCCAAAGAGCAAAUGGCGCCACCAAUAACGGUCUCUCCGUUCCUGAAAAUUCCGUUUUGGGGCCUAACCAGGCGGGCCUCAUGCACGACCCCGGUGUUAAUACCGACUGGACCUCCGAAGAACAGUCCCUUUUGGAAGAUUUGCUCAACAAAUAUUCAUCAGAUGGAAUUAUUGUUCGAUAUGCUAAAAUUGCUGGGCAGUUAAAUGAUAAAACAGUUCGUGAUGUAGCAUUGCGUUGCAGAUGGAUGAAUAAGAAGGAAAAUGGCAAGCGACGGAAGGAUGACCAUAAUUCAGCAAGGAAAAGUAAAGACAAAAAGGAAAAAGUUACAGAUUCUCUUCCAAAGUCUCAUGCGGGUAACCGUACAAAUGGCCCACCCUAUGCUCAGUCAGUGAUGUCCAUGGACAGUGAUGAUGGCAUCUCUUAUAAAGCAAUAGGUGGUGCAACUGGACAGCUUCUUGAGCAAAAUGCUCAAGCCUUGGACCAAAUUUCUGCAAAUUUUGCUGCUUUCAAGAUACAAGAGAAUAUAAAUCUCUUUUGCCAAGCUCGAAACAAUAUCCUUAGCAUCAUGAACGAGGACUUUUCAGUAGUUAAGAUCUGGAUGAUUAUUCCUCAGGGAAGGACCUUUACAAAUGGUAAGAGCAAGAAGACACAUUCUGAGGAAAUGAUUGGACGCUUGAAUGACCUGCCAGAGAUAAUGAAGCAGAUGCCGCCGCUUCCUGUGAAGCUGAACGAAGAUCUUGCCAACAACAUUCUUCCUCGGGCGUCCUUGCCUAAGAAAUCUUGAGGUGCUGGCUCUCCUCAUGCGGCUGCUCACUCAUGAUGCUUUUGACUGUGUCCCUGGAAUUGGGACCAUUGUGAUUAACAGAUAGCUAAAUAAACAGGCUAAUUAUGUCUAGUUGUUCUGCUAUAUAAAGUUUAGAUUUAAGUGAUUAUCUUGUGCUGUUGUUUAUUUUUCAUUUUAGGAGUAAUUUGUCGAUUGUGUAUACGGUUGGUUGGCUCAUAGUUGCGUAAGAAGGAUUUUUUUUUUUUCCUUUUUUGGUCAAAAACGUGAGAAGGAUUUUUCACUCUGUAAAUCUUUCAAUGAAAAGCGGUGAAUGCAGGAUUUUUGGUUUAUAAUAA
Coffea arabica (coffee) is the source of this 1598-nucleotide messenger RNA. The record is from RefSeq and is a predicted model, not a curated record. NCBI's taxonomy places the organism in Eukaryota, Viridiplantae, Streptophyta, Magnoliopsida, Gentianales, Rubiaceae.